Corticium candelabrum is the source of this 922-nucleotide messenger RNA. RefSeq lists its product as uncharacterized. Bases 165 to 767 code for a protein of 200 amino acids. The record is from RefSeq and is a predicted model, not a curated record. The transcript has a single exon. NCBI's taxonomy places the organism in Eukaryota, Metazoa, Porifera, Homoscleromorpha, Homosclerophorida, Plakinidae.
GGGGGGCUAGACAGAUCAGCCACUGUUGUACUGUACUAGUGUACGUCUAGGAGUCACGAAUUAAUUAAGUCGCGUGACUAACCACGCCCUUUAGCGUGCGGUAGGGUUGAUAAAUUUGCUUCCGUCCUGCCAACAAUCCAUGUCUAGCCUGUAGCUUUGGGGAAAUGAUGACUUUGAAGGGAGUGCUACGAGCUGCUGUUGUUGUUGCUGCGUUGGCCUUUGGGUUCCGAUGGGCUGCGGAAACGUCGAUUAUAGCGUCUUUUGAUCUUGACAUUCUAAUCAACGUUCCUCCUCGUACAGUCAUGGAUUUCUUCGUCAAAAAUCCUGAUUGGCGAUUUCUUCGGGACUCCUCGCUGCUUACCACCCCAUGGAAUGUAGUCAGUACAGUUCAUGAAUCUGAGUUGGUCACACAACAUAAUAUCACACUCUCUGAGUCUGUACCUGUCCUCAACAAAAUUGAUUUCACUGUGACCACGACAUGUGACCGUGGCCAGAAUGUUGUGUGGGUAAGAGCAAGAGGAACCGCUUGGAGUGGUGUGGUGACUCUGAUUCCGUACGUGAAAUAUUCCAUUCAUACUGUGGAUAGUGUGAAGACUUACUUUGUGGAGCAAUACGAAAUUUCCGGACCGAGAUUUUUGGGUGCAUUCCACAAGACUACGAGAGAAAUCGCCGAACGUGAGCACAAAGUCAUGUUGAAAAACUUGAAAAAAACACUGGAGGAAAGAUCGAUAAAAGAGCAGGCAACUGUUGAUGAUGAUGACAGUUGAACUACCAGCCUUCAUCUGUCUGUAUUGAGGACAUGAAAUAUUUUUGUUACUAUAGACUCACUCCUGUACGUGAUUGCAAGUUUAUGAGCAAGUGUUACAAAUGUAGUUAUAUAUCAUGUUUAAUUAGGCUCUAUCUUAUAAUACUAAUAAUAAUA